AGGCUAUCUGACGUUUGAUCUCCUUUCUCUGUUUCGCUCCCGAGGAGGAUAGGUUUGUUUUCAUACGGAAACGUUUCCGUAUGAAAAUAUUAAACAAAAAAUUGCUAUCUUCUGUGUCUGCUUGAGAGAGAAGGGUGAUGAGCGCUAAAUUGCCUUAUACACAAACUCAAAUCAAUCGGUUUGAAAUUGACUCAGUUAUAGCGACAAGUGCCCAAAAUAGACACCUACCGGGACGGCAUCGAGCAUAAAUUCCACCAACCGCCGCUACCGAUGGUUCCGGCGAUGUACACCCAGCCACCGCCGCAACUCCCGCCGCCUCACGUUCUGGCCGCUCAACAGCAGCAGCAAUCCGCUCGUCAGCCUCGCACGGCCGGCCCCAAUCACUACAAUCUGCCGCCGCCUCCGGUGAUUCCAAGCUACAUCCAGCAGCAGCCUCCGCCAGCGCUUCCAAUCGUCGCGGCCAAACAGGACACCGCCACGAACACCCCGGCCAUCAUGAGUGUUCCACCGCCUCCGCUGCCACCGGUUGUCGUCCCGGCGGCGGCGGCCAUACCGACCGUGCAAGCCGUCAUCCUGCCAGCUGGACCGCCUCCGGUGGCCACCUCCAGUAGCAGUAGCAAUACGAACCCUGCGGCCGUAACCGCAGCUGGCGUCAUCAGCAGCAGUAGCAACAACCAAACCAUGACCAGUAGUAGCGGCAGCAGCAGUAGUAUCAACAGCUGUCUGUUCGUAGGUGUCACUUCAACAGGAACCGAAGCCUCAGCGGCAGCCGGCGGCGGCUCAGCAACAACAGCAGCCGCAGCAGCAGAUACAAAACAGUGCGCAGCCUCCGACUCGGGAGAAAAUCAAGGAGAUCAACCUGCGGUUUAUUGCGCCCGACCAGCUGCAGACAAUCCACAAUCACGAUAAGAUUGUGAACUUCAUCGGGAUGGAUCGGUACCUAUUGAUGGCAAGAGCGCUUUAACGAUUGGGCCGGAAACGAGUUUCCACGACCAGAAAGGACCGGCAUAGCGAUAUUUGCAAAAGUUAACAUUUCGGAUCACUUCAUUAUUAUUAUUAGUAUUAUUUGUCUUUAUUAACGAGACUUUAAGUCCGCAGCUGGUUCGUCUCCAUCACUAUUUCUUUCCAUCAUUCCAUAUUGUCAUCUUGAAAAUAUUUUCACUCUCAACGUUCAUGAUAACCAAAAUGAUAACUGUAUUUUUUUUAAAUGCAUACCGUCUGAUAGGUACGAAUAAAAUUUAUUUUAUUUAAACUUACAUGAAACUCUUUUCACUUCACGGUUCUCCCUAGACCAGGGGUUUUCAGACCUUU
Molecule: messenger RNA, 1311 nt
Organism: Aedes albopictus (Asian tiger mosquito)
Lineage: Eukaryota; Metazoa; Arthropoda; Insecta; Diptera; Culicidae
Product: synaptic defective enhancer 1
Exons: 3
Coding region: 271-909 (212 amino acids)
Source: RefSeq, a predicted model, not a curated record